Molecule: messenger RNA, 1719 nt
Organism: Prunus armeniaca (apricot)
Lineage: Eukaryota; Viridiplantae; Streptophyta; Magnoliopsida; Rosales; Rosaceae
Source: the annotation of a GenBank genome assembly
AUGAACGGGAAUAGUACUGUGAUAGUAGAACCUAACUGUAAAGCUAUAAUAACUAAAUAUGGUAACAUUAAAAUUGAAAUUGACUCUACUUCAAGCACCAUGAAAGUAGUGGAAAAAGUUGCUAAUGUUGUGCAGCUCUCAAUCUUCAAUCAUAGAUUUAUGGGUAUAGCUGAACAGAUGGGAAGGACCCUGCAGAGAACUUCUAUAUCAACUAACAUCAAGGAACGACUAGAUUUCUCUUGUGCCCUCUUUGGACCUGAUGGGGGACUAGUUGCUAAUGCCCCUCAUGUCCCUGUGCACUUAGGAGCAAUGUCAAGUACUGUUCGGUGGCAGAUCAACUACUGGGGUGACAAUUUGAGUGAAGGAGAUGUUUUGGUCACGAAUCAUCCUUGUGCCGGAGGUAGUCAUCUUCCUGAUAUAACUGUUAUUACACCUGUCUUCGAUAAUGGAAAGCUGGUGUUUUUUGUGGCAAGUAGAGGGCAUCAUGCAGAGAUUGGGGGUAUCACUCCUGGAAGCAUGCCACCUUUUUCCAAGUCUAUAUGGGAAGAAGGGGCUGCCUUAAAAGCUUUUAAGCUUGUGGAAAAGGAGAUUUUUCAAGAAGAAGGAAUCACUAAACUUCUUCGAUUCCCCUGUUCUGAUGAAUUGGCUCAAAAGAUCCCUGGAACUCGCAGGCUUCAAGAUAAUCUAUCAGAUCUUCAAGCUCAAGUAGCUGCAAACAAGAGAGGAAUUACCCUUAUCAAAGAGCUAAUUGAGCAGUAUGGUUUGGACACUGUUCAGGCUUACAUGACCUAUGUACAGCUGAAUGCAGAAGAAGCAGUGAGGGAAAUGCUGAAGUCUGUCGCUGCUAGAGUUUUAUCUCAGCCGUCUAGUUCUGGAGAUGUGAGUUCUGUUACUAUUGAAGAAGAGGAUUACAUGGACGAUGGAUCCAUUAUUCAUUUGAAACUUACCAUUGAUUCUGAUAAAGGUGAAGCAAAUUUUGAUUUUAGUGGAACCAGUCCUGAAGUAUAUGGGAAUUGGAAUGCUCCAGAAGCCGUAACAGCAGCAGCAGUUAUAUACUGUCUUCGCUGCUUGGUGGAUGUGGAUAUUCCUCUCAAUCAAGGUUGUUUGGCUCCUGUGAAAAUCUAUAUUCCACCAGGCUCAUUUCUCUCACCAAGUGAUAAAGCUGCUGUGGUGGGUGGUAACGUUCUCACUUCUCAGAGAAUAACUGAUGUUGUACUUACUGCAUUUCAGGCUUGUGCUUGUUCACAGGGUUGUAUGAAUAAUCUCACUUUUGGGGAUGAGACAUUUGGUUAUUAUGAAACAAUUGGAGGUGGAAGUGGAGCUGGUCCGACCUGGGAUGGGACAAGCGGAGUCCAGUGUCAUAUGACCAAUACCCGAAUGACUGAUCCAGAAAUUUUUGAGCAGAGAUAUCCUGUUCUUUUGCAUAAAUUUGGCCUGAGAGAGAACAGCGGGGGAGUUGGAUAUCACAGAGGGGGUGAUGGACUUGUGAGGGAGAUAGAGUUCAAGCGUCCAAUUGUUGUGAGCAUUCUCUCAGAGAGGCGUGUUCACACACCAAGGGGAUUGAAAGGAGGGAAAGACGGGGCUCGUGGGGCUAAUUUCCUAAUCACACAAGAUAAACGAAGGGUUUACCUGGGGGGUAAGAACACAGUUGAAGUGCAGCCGGGGGAAAUUCUUCAGAUUUUAACUCCUGGUGGUGGUGGAUGGGGCUCUCCUACUUGA